Messenger RNA from Nerophis lumbriciformis (worm pipefish), 1125 nucleotides. Lineage: Eukaryota; Metazoa; Chordata; Actinopteri; Syngnathiformes; Syngnathidae. The record is from RefSeq and is a predicted model, not a curated record.
AAGCCGCUCAAGAUGACCCGGAGUCCCAAAUGCGCUCGCUGUCGGAAUCACGGCGUGGUUUCGUGUUUGAAAGGUCACAAACGCCUGUGCCGCUGGAGGGACUGCGGCUGCGCCUGUUGCCUGCUGGUGGUGCAGCGGCAGCGCGUCAUGGCCGCGCAGGUCGCACUGAGGAGGCAGCAGGCUGCGGAGGGUAAGAGGGGUGUAAAGUGUGCAACUCAUUCACAGAAGACUUUGUUUCAGCGCUCUACUGGGGCAGUUGAACCAAGUGUGGUGCAGAGCAAGAGCAUCCUGCAAGGGCUAACACCACGGGAAGGCAAGAGUUCAUGUUGUUCAACUAAGACAGAGUGUGACCAUACACACUUUACAAGCUCUGCCAUUAGUGCCCGCAUGAGGAAAAGACGGACAUUUGCUGACAAGGAGCUGGAGAAUGUGAUGCUGGAGCGGGAGCUGAAACAGAGAGAGUUCCAGAGUGACCUUUGCUUUCCCUACAGGACCUUUGUCCCCUCACUUUAUCAAGUGCCUCUACCUAUCACACCAAGUUUGCAGUCAUUCAACAAAGUCCCUUUAUCUGCAGGGACAUCCAGCUUUGGGUCUGUGUGUAAUAAUUUAUUCAAGCCUCGUCAAGACUGGGACUUCCAUUUCUACCACUGCUUUCACUUUAAGAGCACAGCAUUUUCAAAAUGUGACUAUGGUGACUCUCAGUUCCACAAAAGGUCUGGCCACGCCAAAGAUUAUAAGGAUGAAGUGCAGCAUACCUGGAAAGACUGCGAAAAGGAAGAUACAUCAGAGCUCAUACAGCUGCCUAUACAACAAACUCUCAAACACUAUGGUAGCACUUUGUUGGACCUCACCAAAGCUCACUCAAAACCAAGAGAAAUUAGAGCCUCUAGUGUCACACACUCUAUUUUUGUAUCAGAUCAGGAGAUCCUGGAUUUGCCAAAUGUCAAGGCCCCCAGCAGGACCUUUGAUCCGUUAGCGCUGACAGCGAGGGACUGGUGUGCCGACACUCCUGCCGCCUUGACACAUCCACGUGAAGACUCUUUCAAGAGCUUUCCUGGCAGCUCGGGCAGAACUCCAGCUGUGAAGCCACUACCUUUCUCAGUGGAGGCUCUGCUAAGGGCCUGA